ACCAGCUCUCGCUUCAGAUAGCACAAGUACGGCAUGGAACUAAAGCUUUGCAAGGACCUUCAUGACUUGCUAGUUGAAAGGCAGAAUGAGGUUCAAUUCAAAAUCGUGCAAAUAAUUCCUUCAAUCGAAGAAUAUGAAAACAGAGGCCCAUUUAUAGUUCACACGUCAAGCCUGGAUACGUUAGACAUCGGGAUGACAAAGAAGACAUACCUUCAGAUAUUCAUUGAAGCCCAUACUUAUUGGCAUCACGUAAUACUCCCAAAGAAGCUUCACUCGGAAGGAAAGUUAAAAGACCUUCUGACCAGUGAGCUCUACGAUAUUUAUUUCUCUACUUUAGGUUACUUGGUUACCACUAAUGAAAACCACACUAUCGUGAGGCUACACGAAUUGUGCCUAUUAGAGCUCGAGGAAAAAAGAGACGUUCCUAUUCUAGAGCUGGAAUUAAAAUUCCUUACUUGUUUGGUCAAUAGUAAAUUGAAAAGAAUAAAUAAAAGUGCUACGAUAUGGUUUUUGAUCAAAAAAAUUGCAUUAAGACUUAUCUUCAGUGAUUUGACCAAUACUCAGACUCAGUAUAAGAUGUUAGUUGAUAGAACCUUUAAAUCAAUUGAAUUACAUUUUGCUAACUACUACGCAUCUUCGUUUUUGAAAUGGCUCAUUAGGUAUAAUUACCUAUCGUCGGGCCAAGUCCACAUCCUACAAGAUAUACAGAACAGAAUACUCGGUCUUCUAAUAGAAGAAGCACAUAGCAAGCUCUCGGAUUUCUCCCUUUGGUCUUCUUUCGAAACCUAUCUAAGAGUACAUGGUGGAGUAGAAGAUGAUAAUGCUUACACGUACUUACAAGAAGAGGUCUCUUUUAUUACACAGCGAGACCUCCGUUGGGUACCAAGACAACCUGAUGAUAUCCAUCUGCUUCUAGUCUUAAUUGACGAACAAAUCUCGUGGCUUAUCAGGAUCGAAUGUGCUGUCGUAACCCCAUUCAAGUCUCUCAUGAAUCCCUUAGUAAACAUGUCUAUAUCCGAUUCAAAGAAACAACUUGUAAUGGGAAAGGUAAGAGAGUAUCAGAAAACCAUCGACAUGCGAAUCACCAGGCUCAAGGACUCUGGCUGCUCAGACCCAAGUCUUCUUCUUACAAAAGAGACGUUUUCAAAACACUUGAAGGACUUGUGCUAACAAAUACAUUUUGCAAUUAAAGUGAAAGGUGUGCGCAUACCUCUUGCUUUUGGUAAAGGAUCAAAAAAGAAAAAAAAAAAAAUGCGAUCCUCUUGUGAAUAGACUCACGUAAUACCAUAACUUAGUCUAAUCUUUUGAUCAGAAAUCUUUUGAUCAGAAAGUUAUAAUCAGAGUAGUUGCUCCG
Hyphopichia burtonii NRRL Y-1933 is the source of this 1354-nucleotide messenger RNA. RefSeq lists its product as uncharacterized. The coding region runs from base 34 to 1170 and encodes 378 amino acids. The record is from RefSeq and is a predicted model, not a curated record. The transcript has a single exon. Lineage: Eukaryota; Fungi; Ascomycota; Pichiomycetes; Serinales; Debaryomycetaceae.